This is a messenger RNA of Budorcas taxicolor (takin), 669 nucleotides long. Its product is annotated as ferritin heavy chain-like. The record is from RefSeq and is a predicted model, not a curated record. Gene Ontology annotation, biological process: iron ion transport; intracellular iron ion homeostasis. NCBI's taxonomy places the organism in Eukaryota, Metazoa, Chordata, Mammalia, Artiodactyla, Bovidae. The transcript has a single exon. Gene Ontology annotation, molecular function: ferric iron binding; ferrous iron binding. Gene Ontology annotation, cellular component: cytoplasm. Bases 1 to 669 code for a protein of 222 amino acids.
AUGGGAAAGUUCCGGGCACACCGCUGGCGCCCGCGCCCCUGCCCCCGCCCCCGCCGAUUCCUGCCCCACAGACGCCUGGUCCCAGCCGCCAUUCCCUGGGAUGGGGAGUGGCCCGCCAUGCUGCCCACAUCGCCCUCACAAGUGCGUCAGAACUACCGCCCCGAGUGUGAGGCUGCGCUCAACAGCCUCACCACCCUCGAGUUCCACGCCUCCUUCCAGUGCCUGGCCGUGGCCUUCUACCUCGACCAUGAUGACAUGGCCUUGAAGCGUUUCUCCCGCUUCUUCCUGCUCCGCUCCCUCGAGCACAGCAAGACAGCCCAGAGCCUGAUGUUCCUGCAGGUCCAGCGUGGGGGCCGCAUCUGCUUCGUCGACAUCAGAAAGCCUGAGACCCAACAGUGGGAGAGCGCACUCCAGGCCAUCCAAGACACCCUGCACCUGGAGAAGAGCGUCAACCAGAGCCUGCUCGACCUGCACCAGCUGGCCACCAACAGCAGUGACGCCCACCUGUGCCACUUCCUGGGGACCGGCUCCCUGGACCAGCAGGUCGAGUCCAUGAAGGAGCUGGGGAACCAACUCGGCAACCUGAGCAACGUGGGGUUCCCGGAAUGUGCCCUGGCAGAGUACUUCUUUGACAAGCUCAGCCUGGGUGACGGCGACAAGAAGGACUGA